Molecule: messenger RNA, 1230 nt
Organism: Rotaria socialis
Lineage: Eukaryota; Metazoa; Rotifera; Eurotatoria; Philodinida; Philodinidae
Source: the annotation of a GenBank genome assembly
AUGUCAGAUCCCGUGAGCCUUUGUUGCCCGAUAACUCAAGAAUUAUUUGUCGACCCAGUGAUUGCUGAGGACGGUCAGACAUACGAGAGAGCAGCAAUUGUUCGAUGGUUGCAAAAUGGAAAUCGAACGAGCCCUAUAUCAAGAGCCUAUAUUACAAUAGCAGGUUUACGUCCAGUUUUUGCAAUCAAACAACAAGUAGAAGAGUAUAAAAACCGUCAGAAUGCCAGUAAUAACAUUGCUACUGGUAGAAGCACCAUUGAAACCGAUCAAGCUCAAAAAUCAUCAGUUUUUGAUUUACCUAACUCUAACAAUUUCAAUGGCGCUGAGGUGAAGCUGCCAUACGGGGCAGAUGAUCAUGCAGUAAGAGCUGUACAAGGACCAAUGUAUACUCAAGCACAUAGACAAACUCGACUCCACAGAGAAACAGAUGCUCUUCUACAAACUCCAACAUCCAGGCGUACUCAAGAUCAUAGAAUUUCCACUUCAAAUACAAGGCCGAUUCAUGUUCCGCAGCGAUCGUAUCAAUGUCGGUCAAAUUGCUGUGAAGCUCGGAAGCGUUGUUUCUUAUGUUCUCACAAAAGGGCACUCUUACUCAGUGAUGACCAAAGUACACUUCUUCAACCUUUAAUCGAUCGACUACAAGACAGUGGGAUCACAACAACCUACGUACAAAAUGGGACUGCAACGUAUUCUGGCUUACCAGAUGCACGCGUAUUUGAUGUUGUAAUUUUAAUAACUGGUGCUCUAAAGGAGAACGAUAUGCCAAUCAAUGGACAACUGGCGAUUACCAAUGCACAGAAAUUUAAUGGCACAGGUGUGGUAAUGACUGAAUGGGCAGCUUAUCAUGUCUCAAAAAAUAGGUGGCAAAUUCUUUCGCAACUUUUAUUGUCAAAACAAGCGAUGAAUGGGUCUACAAAUACCUUGACAUUCAGUUUAGUAUUAAAUAAUCAUCCAAUUUGGACUGAUUUACCAAAAACAUUUAUUACUGCUAUUCAAAUGGAUAUCAGUAGAUUAGGAGUACCAGUCAACGGAGCAUCUAUUCUUGCCAAUUGUACAGAAUGUGCUCCUAAGCGGAUAGGUGUCGUCGUUCGGCCGAGAGUCGGAGUUGAUGGUCGAAUAGUACAGAUCGCACAUGCUGGGCACUCUGGUGGAAAUCGUAUCUGGGCCGUCGAUGAUAAUAUAACAACGAUGAUGGUUAAUGCAGUUCGCUGGGCAGCUAAGAUAAUUUAG